Menidia menidia (Atlantic silverside) is the source of this 4794-nucleotide messenger RNA. The record is from the annotation of a GenBank genome assembly. NCBI's taxonomy places the organism in Eukaryota, Metazoa, Chordata, Actinopteri, Atheriniformes, Atherinopsidae.
AUGCUACCGAUAAGAAGAAACUGGGAGGGAAGUGGGAGGCCGACCCGUUGGUUUGUCUUCGCCUACCUUCUCCUCCUGGCUUUACCAUGUAUGGGCUUCCUCCCAAACUUCUGGUCUCGAGUGUUAACCCUGUCCUGGGACUCCCACACACAUCAGUACAUCACAGAACGGGCCAUCCUCAAUGUCACCCUGGAGGUUCUGCGGGGCACCACAAAACACCUGGAACUCCACACAGAUGAAGGGGACAGACUAGGCCGUGGCUUCUGGAGGGCCGUGAGGGAGGUUGUGAACUCUAAUGCUGCCAUGGACUUCUUGAGCUCCACCAAAUCUGACCCAGUCUACCACUUUGAUUCAGAACGUGUUGAAGGCUCCAUUUCGAUGUUAAGGCAAUUCUGGACAAAGACUGUGCUGUCAGUACGGGCCAAAGAGUACCAGAGUGCCCGGUACAGCUUGGGCCAGCUGUUCCAUUCUCUGCAGCUUGGAAAACCUUUCCAUUUGCCUGCAGAAGACACUCCAACGUGCAUGGAGUGCUUCAGCACCACGUGCCGAACCAACCUCCUGCCAGCACUGGCCAACAGGCAGGACGGCUCCCAGCUGCUGACCACUGGCUACUUCAGCAAUUCCCCUCGCAAACCUAAGGGAAAGUGUAGCCAUGGAGGCAUGAUGGACCUCAGCAGAUAUUUGAGUGCCAAAGGGGGGAUCAACAAAGACAGCACUUCGUCACUCUUCUCCCCCCACCACUACCUCCAUGUCGAAGCUGCCGCUUUGGCUACUGAGGCCACCCUGACUGUACUGAGAGACCUGAAAGACACUGUGGGCCACCGAAACUUCCUCAAGCUCUUCAGCGUGAAGCAGGUCCCCGCUUUGGUGUUUGUCAUGGACACCACGGGCAGCAUGUUUGAGGAGAUCACGGCGGCUCGCCUCAGAGCUCUGUCCAUCAUCCAGAACCGAGCCCACAGCUCCAGACAGCCUGGCACCUUCGUGCUUGUGCCAUUCCAUGACCCAGGGGUGGGACCGGUGUACGAGGUGGAGGAUCCGAACCACUUCUUGGAGCACAUGGAGAGCCUGAUGGCUCUGGGAGGAGGAGAUGAACCAGAGAUGUGUCUCUCUGCCAUUCAGAUCUUUGUGUUUACCGACGCCUCCCCUAAAGAUGCUCAUCUGUUUGAUGCAGUGAAGGCCCUCGCCUUUGAGAAACAGAGCAAGAUAACAUUUCUCCUAACUGAAGACCCUAACUACACAAGACGGAGGAAGAGGAGACGAAAAAGGAGGAGUAAGGAGCCCCUGUCCCCGGACCGUUUCUCUCUCUACUCCUCUUUGUCCUCCUCGUCUGGAGGGCUGACCAUAUUUACCACCAACUCUGACAUCCAGAAGGUCUCCACCAUAGUAGAGGACAACACAGCUGUGGACAAGGUGACCCUCCUCCACGCAGAAAGUGAUGAAGAGAUUAUGUCUGUCCACUCCUUCCGUGUUGACGGCUCAGUGAAAAAUGUCAUCCUGCGCAUCACUGGCACACUGAUGGAGUGCACCCUCACCAGUCCCUUAGACCAAAGUCAGUCCCUGCUGAGGGAGACUGGCCCGCUGGCUGAGUUGGAGCACUUCGAGGGUCUGUACCGCAUCAGGCUGCUCCUUCCCAUAGAACCUGGCCAGUGGAGCCUUCACACAAAGAGUGAAGAACACCUCACAUUCGAUGUAAUAGCGGACAGCAGCGUAGAUUUCCUGUAUUACUUUGCCACUGUGAGCAAUGAAACACACCCGGGUCUGGCCAGAGUAGAGGGCAGUCCUGUAGCAGGUGGCCCGGCCUUUCUGGUCCUGGCUGUUACAGGCCUGGCCUCCAGUAAGAAGGUGUCCUUCAGCCACGCAACGCUGCUCGGGUCUGAGGGAGAAAGCCUUCUACAGGUGAAGCUGAAUAAAUCGUCCUCCUCACCGUUUCAUGCCUUGGAGGAGCUUGUGGGCUUGGUGGACUCUGUCCCCACAGUUCCCUUCUGUAUCCAACUUACAGGCCAAGACAGCGCCGGAAACAAGCUGGAGAGAGUUUCCACUGAGAUGGUUCAGCCCACUCAUGUUCAGAUACAGGUGGUGUCAUUCCCACGCCUUGUGCCAGGUCACAGUACAAAAGUGGACUUUGACAUCCUGAACCACGGUCCAGCUCGACCCUUCGAUUUAACUGCAGAUGACGACUGCGGAUAUCUUCAGUCACGAGGACCACACAGGUUCCAUGUAGAGGAAAACGGGUCUUUCCGUGGUCAGGUGUACCUCCUGACUCCGUCCACAGCCCAGGCGGGAGCGACGGUCACCCUCACGCUCACCGUGCAUGCCCUGAACUCUCCGGAAUCCAACUAUGCUGUGGCCUACUUGACUGUGGUCCCACCGGACCCUGACACCUCCCCGCCAUCCUGCUCUGCCGCGCGGGCCGUCGCCGACUGCUCUGCCCUUUGCGAGGAGUCCAGCUGGAACGUGUCUCUGGUGGUGUACGACAAUGGCCGCUCCGGCCUCUCCGACGUCCAGCUCCAGAAGGGCGGAGGUGUCCUGACUUUAUUUCACCGCCCCCCGUCCUCAGAGCACGGCGCCGGGGCCGGUGGAGGCCGCCGCCAGCGCCCUGCUCACCGCCACCAAGCCAGGCUGAGGGCAGGGGACCCCCCCCUGAACAUUUCUGAAUGGGCGCUGGGCCUCUCACAGCCACUGUGGGUGACCUACACAUCCAGCUGCUGCCACUCCCAGGCAGAGAUGCUGGUGUGGGACACGGCUGGAAACAUGAAACGCUGCCAUCUAACGUCUGGCCUGCGGAGGAGGCUAACGGACAGGAGCACAGAAAGCAGUGGGGCCGGACGAUUGACCGCCCCAGGCCCCCUUUUCCUGUUGGUGGGCCUGCUGUGGGCCACACCGACUUGCACAUUACAUGACAGAAUUUGUGGUGGGCCGCUGGGCACCGCGGAGAGCAGUCAAGAGGAGGAUUUGGUCCAGCGUAAGCUUGUGGGUAUGGUGGACAGAACAUGUGCCCAAAAACACCGGCAAGCAGAGAUGGAGGAGAGAGGACACUGGGGGAGUAAGGUGGAGUUCCUCCUGGCCGUGGCUGGAAAUGUCGUUGGCCUCGGAAACGUGUGGAGGUUUCCGUACCUCUGCUACAAAAACGGAGGGGGUGCCUUCCUGGUGCCGUACCUGGUGUUUGUGGUGACCUGUGGAGUGCCUCUGUUCCUGCUGGAGACAGCGAUGGGCCAGUACACCCAGGAGGGGGGCGUCACGUGCUGGAGGAAGCUGUGCCCGCUGGCAGAAGCGAUUGAUAAGUCUUGCUCUGCAGGUAUUGGUUACGGCGGGCAGCUUAUCCUCCUCUACAGCUGCAUGACCUACAUCAUCAUCCUGGCCUGGGCCCUGCUCUACCUCGUCUUCUCCUUCAGUGCGCAGCUCCCGUGGGCCAGCUGCAGCAACCACUGGAACACAGAUGACUGCGUAGACUUUUCGACAGGGAACGACACUUUCCAGUCGGCCAACAGGACCAACUCUUCCUCCGCCGCCACAGAAUUCUGGGAACGGCGAGUGCUGGCCAUCUCAGGGGGGAUUGAAGAGAUAGGCAGCAUCAGGUGGGAGGUUCUGUUGUGUCUUAUCGUUAUGUGGGUCAUCUGCUACUUCUGCAUCUGGAAAGGGGUCAAAUCCACAGGAAAGGUGGUUUAUUUCACUGCCACCUUCCCCUAUGUGAUGCUGAUCGUCCUUUUGAUCCGGGGACUCUGUCUCCCUGGUGCUCUUCAAGGAGUUGUGUUCUAUCUUCUGCCCGAUCCGUCGCGGCUCACGGAUCCCCAGGUGUGGAUGGAGGCCGGGGCUCAGAUCUUCUUCUCCUACAGCAUCGGCGUGGGCUCCCUGACUGUGCUCGGCAGCUACAACCGACACGACAACAACUGCUACAGGGACUGCCUGUGGCUGUGCCUGCUGAACAGCGGCACCAGUGUGGUGGCCGGGUUCGCCGUCUUCUCUGUGCUGGGAUUCAUGGCUCACGAGCAGGGCGUCCCCAUUGCGGAAGUGGCAGAGUCAGGUCCAGGCUUGGCGUUCAUCGCGUACCCUCAGGCCGUAGCUAUGAUGCCUCUGCCCCAACUGUGGUCCAUCUGCUUCUUUGUCAUGCUCAUUCUUUUGGGUCUGGACACACAAUUUGUUGCCAUGGAGGUGGUGAUGACCUCCAUCAUAGACAUGUUUCCCAGAGUGAUGCGCAGGGCAGGCCGACGGGAGAGUUUCCUCCUCCUCUUCUGCCUGAUCUGCUUCUUCUCUCAGCUCGUCAUGAUCACCGAAGGAGGCAUGUAUGUGUUUCAGAUGUUCGACUACUAUGCGUGUAACGGGGCCUGCAUCCUCUUUCUCUGUGUGUUUGAAACUCUGGCCAUGGGAUGGGCAUUUGGGGCCGAUCGGCUGUAUGGAAUAAUAAAAGACAUGACAGGGGAGCGCGCCAACCCCUUCUUCAAAGUGUGCUGGCUCUACCUCACGCCGCUGGUGUCACUGGGAUCUUUUAUAUGCUCUUUAGUCAAGUACCAGCCCCUGACGUUUAACCGCUGGUACGUGUACCCGUCCUGGGCCUACGCGCUGGGCUGGGUGAUGGCCCUCUCCUCCAUCCUGCUCGUGCCCGGAUGGGCGCUGUACAAACUGGGUACCAGCACUGGGACGCUCAGACAGCGCUUCCAUGGCCUGUGCUGCCCUGCUCCCGAUAGCUCACUGACCGGAAAGGGAGCCGCAGAGCUGCAGAACAUGGGAGCUGAACUCCUGCACCCAUUCCGUGCCAACCAAGAGGAAAGAUCACAUGGACCUGAAAACCUUCUAUAG